This is a messenger RNA of Apis mellifera (honey bee), 1237 nucleotides long. Its product is annotated as trypsin-1-like. The transcript has 2 exons. Gene Ontology annotation, biological process: proteolysis. NCBI's taxonomy places the organism in Eukaryota, Metazoa, Arthropoda, Insecta, Hymenoptera, Apidae. The coding region runs from base 168 to 947 and encodes 259 amino acids. Gene Ontology annotation, molecular function: serine-type endopeptidase activity. The record is from RefSeq and is a predicted model, not a curated record.
GAUAAAGCCCUCGAAACCGAUUCAAGAAAAAGAUUUUAGAUUAGUUUUUUCGAGAUGGUUGAUACUACAAUUAACAACGUCGAUUUUCACUAUAAAAACCGGCGGAUCGAUCUCCACUCGCAUUCCACUUCAUCGCCAUCGACCAGGUGGAAAAGAAACUCUCAACGAUGAGCAACCUUGUCGCCCUUCUUGCCCUCAUGGCAAGCUUGGCUGCCGGAAACCCGGCCGAUCGUUUGGACAUGGUACAGAGGAUGGACGGUCGCAUAGUGGGGGGCGAGGCGACUACAAUCCACGAGGCGCCGUACCAGAUCUCCCUUCAAAAGGACGGUUACCACAUAUGCGGCGGUAGCAUAAUAAGCGCCAACUGGGUGCUGACCGCUGGCCACUGCUCCUCUUACCCCCCUUCCACCUACAAGAUACGCUCCGGCUCGACUAACGUGUACUCGGGCGGCUCGUUACACGAUGUCGAGCGGAUAAUCAGGCACAAGAAGUACACGACCAAUCAGAACGGCAUACCGUCCAACGACAUCGCCCUCUUCCGUAUCAAGGAUACAUUCGAGUUCGACGAAUCGACGAAACCUGUCCAACUUUACCAAGGGGACUCGGCCUCACUCGUCGGUAAAUACGGUUUGGUGACCGGCUGGGGACUGACCAACAUCAAGAUUCCUCCCCUCCUCCACAAAGUCUCGGUCCCCCUCGUCUCGAAGAGGGAAUGCGACAGGGAUUACUCGAGGUUCGGCGGCGUUCCCCAGGGCGAAUUGUGCGCCGGAUACCCGGAGGGGGGCAAGGACUCCUGCCAGGGGGAUUCGGGUGGGCCGUUGGUCGUCGAUGGAAAUUUGGUCGGAGUGGUCUCUUGGGGGAUGGGUUGCGGAACACCUAAAUACCCCGGCGUGUACACGGACGUGGCUUAUUACAGGGAAUGGGUGAGGGAGAACAGCGAAGUCUGACACGAAAAUUUGGAUACUUUGGCACGUUUGGAAUUGGCGAUGAAGGAUACUGCUUAAAGGAUUAACUCGAUCGGGCGAAAUGAUUCUUUCUAUUCUUAUCGGUAGAACGUUAAGUUUUAAGGUUAAGUAAUUUUCGAAGUAUGGUAAUGUAAUUUUAAAAAGUCGAUUUCAAGAUGAGACAAUUGUAUAUAUAUGUAUAUGUGUAAAAAGUAUAUUAAUUAUAGCGUGUAAAUAAAAAUUGUAUAAACUAAAUAAAACUAAAUAAAAAUUUUUCGUAUUUAUCUAUGGAA